CGUGACGAAGGUGGGCGGGGCGGCAACGUUCAUAUCCCAGCAUCCUUUGUUCCUACUUCCUUUUUGUCCUUUUCCGGUGCUCAAGAUGUCGAAGCGAGGACGUGGUGGGUCCUCUGGUGCGAAAUUCCGGAUUUCUCUGGGCCUUCCGGUAGGAGCCGUAAUCAACUGUGCUGACAAUACAGGAGCCAAAAAUUUGUAUAUUAUCUCUGUGAAGGGGAUAAAGGGAAGACUGAACAGACUUCCUGCUGCUGGUGUGGGUGACAUGGUGAUGGCCACAGUCAAGAAGGGCAAACCAGAGCUCAGAAAGAAAGUACAUCCAGCGGUGGUAAUUCGACAACGAAAGUCAUACCGGAGAAAAGAUGGCGUGUUUCUUUAUUUUGAAGAUAACGCAGGGGUCAUCGUAAACAAUAAAGGCGAAAUGAAAGGUUCUGCCAUCACAGGACCAGUUGCAAAGGAGUGUGCAGAUUUGUGGCCCAGGAUUGCAUCCAAUGCUGGCAGCAUUGCAUGAUUCUUUGGCGUAUUUGUAAAAAAAUAAAAAUUAUUUGUUCCCGUC
Pteropus alecto (black flying fox) is the source of this 553-nucleotide messenger RNA. RefSeq names its product ribosomal protein L23 (gene RPL23). Gene Ontology annotation, cellular component: cytosolic large ribosomal subunit; ribosome. Bases 86 to 508 code for a protein of 140 amino acids. The record is from RefSeq and is a predicted model, not a curated record. The transcript has 5 exons. NCBI's taxonomy places the organism in Eukaryota, Metazoa, Chordata, Mammalia, Chiroptera, Pteropodidae. Gene Ontology annotation, molecular function: large ribosomal subunit rRNA binding; structural constituent of ribosome. Gene Ontology annotation, biological process: translation.